AUCUUGCAUGAUAUGCCAUUCCCCACUAAUUUGCAAUACAAGAGCAGAGAAAAAACUGCAGCAGAAGAAAUGGGCUUUCAAAUUUCAGCAAGUAGAUAAUUCUAUUUCACAUUGAACAUUUUUUCUUUAGAGUAAUUUUCAGAAAACUUUAACUAUGACAUUUUAUGUUUUUUUGAUUCUGUAUCGUGCCCCUGUAACAAAUUACUCGGUUGGUUUUUGUGGGGUUUUUUGCAAAGCUCACUGCAGAAAAUUCACAGACAAAGGUUUACCAUACCUGGACUCUUGCAAAGGCUGUCACAAGAUCAUCUGAUUGGAAAUUCCAGGUUGAAUUCAGGUUUGUAAUUAUGUCUUCACAAAUACUGCCGAUGGCUGCACUUUGAUUCAGGACUUGCUAAUCAGCAAAAUGUUAACUCUUACAGACAGAUGUAUUUAAGCUCUGGUUGAAAAAUGUCAACAGGUAGUGUCUGUUGUCUUUCUUGACUCUCCAAAUCUUUCUGACACAACUUUUAAAGCCCUUGCAGAAUGUAAACUUUUGAAGGUCAGCAUUGAAGGUUAGAAUAACCAAAAUGCUGAUUCAAGUUUCAAGCUGAUGAGUAAAUGCUGCCCAUACUUAAGGCACAUUCAUGUGGCUGAUUGCCAGGAGAUUACAGAGGCUGGUGUUAAGAUGAUUUCACCACUGAAGCAUAUUCUUGUACUGAAUAUGGCAGCCUGCAGAAGGUACUAGAUCACAUCAGAUUUCUUAAGGCCAUUUGUACAAGGUUCUUCAGGAGCUAAGCUAAGAGAGCUGAGUGUUAGCUACAACAGAGGCACUGCUCUCCAUUGUGGUCUAGAAAACAAUUGCCAAUGA
Messenger RNA from Haemorhous mexicanus (house finch), 847 nucleotides. It is a transcript of the gene FBXL13, whose product is annotated as F-box and leucine rich repeat protein 13. The record is from RefSeq and is a predicted model, not a curated record. NCBI's taxonomy places the organism in Eukaryota, Metazoa, Chordata, Aves, Passeriformes, Fringillidae. The transcript is spliced from 5 exons.